UUGUGGCCUACACAGUCGGAUCCAGACGUAUGGUGACCCUGAAGAGACACAUCGUCAUCAGAGAUUAGCAAGGCAGGAUGGCAGGACGAGUAACCUUCAGAGUCCUCUUUGGAGGUGAAGACGAUGCAAGAAAACUCACCAUUGAAUCCGGAAUACCAAGAACUGUAGAGGACUUGGCUCUUGAAAUCCAGACUUUCUUUCAAGUGACUAAGCAGUUCAGACUUCAGUACAAAGACAAAGACAUGGAUGAUCAGUUCAUGAAUCUCUUGUCAAUAUCAGAACUUGAAGAUAAAGGGACUUCGAAAGUGGUGUACAUAAUUAAUGAGACAACCAGGUCAGCACAACUAAUGGAAGAUGCCUUCUGCACAAUCCCAGGUACUCCUUCCAAUGCCAGCUCUUCAUCACAAGAACCGAGUGAUUCAGACUCCUUCUCCAGCCAUGAUACCAUCAUCUUGUCAUCGCCCGAGACCCGGUCCUGCUCCUGGCCUAAACCAUUUGUCGUGCCACGCUUCUCAUUCUGGGCCGAGAUUAUGCUCCAGACAGGAAAUGAUGAGUUCAAGGCACACAGAACUUUCUUGUCUCCUACGCCAAAAGUACGCUCAGAUAUUCUUGAAGGCCCUGCUGAGGAAAUAAUAAAGUACACAGCUUACCCAUGUGACCAGCAGUUAGAAGAAGUGGCAAAGGCUCUGACACAGUCACUUCCAUGUUUACUGGAAAAAGCAACACGAACUGGAUACUGUGGCUGGAAGCAUUACCUGAAGAUAAAAAUGAUGAACUUCCGCACCAAGCUGAGCCGAGCUGGACACCCCGAGGUUACCACCAACUCUCUAAAAAACAAGCGAAGUGGCCAGCAGACUCCAGCGGCCAACAUCAAGAAGCCCAGGAAGGGAGAUGUCAAUUUCUGUUCAAACAUCCCUAGUGGUGAAACAAGAGACGGGUUGGAGGUGGAAAGGGUGGCUCUACUGACAGAGGUAAAAAAGAAGAAAAAGGACGAGGCCGUGAUCAAGGAGAAGAUGCAGCGUACCUUCUCGCUUAGGAGGCAGGAGAUUCUCCAGGAGCCGAAGAUUCCGGAGUUCCUGAACAAAUGGCCAGCACUCUUUGACGUCAGUGAGAUCAACUUGGAGUUUAUGCGGCUGACGACUAUACCUCUGACCUCCAAAUUCCUUGGAGAACUGGACCGCCUGACCGACGACCUGAUCAGAGUUUUCCAUACCAAAGGUGGAGCUGCAGGAAGAAAGAUCAGAGCUGUGAUGGCAAAAACGGAUGAUAUAAGUAUUUUUUGGUCUAACCUAAUACACAUAUGGUUUGUUUGACUCAGCCAUAUGGGAAACUCCUUUGUUAACGGUUUGGAAAAGGAUAGGCACUUUCAAAAUUACUGUGUAGUGAGCGGGCUCAGACCUGUGUGAGUUCGACUGAGUGGGGUGAAAUCAGGCGAGUUCAGGAUGGUCAAGGUGGGAAAUGUCAGUGGCUUGGCUGGCCUCAAUAUGCGUCUCGGACACAUUUAACAUUUGUUUCAGAGUGAAGACAUCAACGUGAGGCGUGAUUGUGUGCUGAGCUGUCUGAGCAUCUAUCUCAAUGAAGACCUAGAGACACUGGUCAAAGAAUAUGUGGAAGUAAAUCCACAUGGUCCGGAAGAGCUUGAGGUUAAGGGUCAGGUCCUGGCACCUAAGCGUCUCCAAUAUGCCAGUGACGAUAAUUCUGCCCCAAACAAGAAGGAUGCAUGUUGUGGACUGUCUGCUUACGAACUCAAACGCCUUGAGAACAUCAGAGAGAGGGAAGCUUUCUUGUCUUCCUUGAAGUUAUUGCCAGCAGCUGAGGAUCUGAGGCAGUCAGUAAAGCCAAAGCCGGAUGUCAAGAGGUCAAAGGCUUCAUCGGAUAAAGUGCAGUCUCUUUUGUCUCCCCAGAAAUCCUUACAUCCUAAAGAAGCUCGGAAACUUACCCUCAGAGGAGGACUAACCUAUGAACAUGCUAUUAGGGAGUCAAAGAUCUUGAGGUCGUUGUGACCUUGAACUUGUGUCCAUCUCAUUCUCAUGAAUGCUAUAUCUACAGUGCCUUAAGGGAAUUUCUUCAAAUUAACACGCACUUGGCCUCAAUAAUAAGCUGCUUAGAAUGUGGUGGUCAAACGUCAAGGUUAGGGUGACACAGCUCAUUGUUCUCUGUUCCCUCCAUCUUCCCGACCAUGGCAAUCUACACCGUUCAAGCUGAGAGUGAUGAUCCUGAUGGUCCUGGUGGACGCUUUGCAGAUGUCGGUUUGGUCCUGGAAGGGGUCGAAGUUCUCCACAACCUCCAGAGUAUCAACCAUGCAUGCGUGAUGCUUUAUGGGUUGAUCUACGCACUUAAUUAAGCUAUCCAAAAAGCUUGAAGAAUACUUUUGAAGUUUACCAGAAGAUCCUGAUGGACCUGGAAUCGUCCAAGCUUUCCCCCAAAGUACAAGCACUCAAACUCAAAUUGCUUUUGUGAUUCACACAUAACGAACACACAGAAAGUUAGAAACGGCAGGUGCUCAGUUAACUAUGUUCCUGUCAGGUGAUGAGUUAAAACUUUGUUUAGCCUUCCUAACUUGCCUCUGUUCUAUCAAAGUUGGAAAACAUUUGACAUGUUCCAUCUGCAGCAGUAGUUGACUAAGUUGAAGAGCUACACUACCUGCAGAGUACUGUGUCUGUGCCAUGUGUGAAAAGAAGAGGUGUGCUUUAAUGUUAAUAAAUUUGUUGAA
Molecule: messenger RNA, 2713 nt
Organism: Eleginops maclovinus (Patagonian blennie)
Lineage: Eukaryota; Metazoa; Chordata; Actinopteri; Perciformes; Eleginopidae
Exons: 10
Coding region: 78-1313 (411 amino acids)
Source: RefSeq, a predicted model, not a curated record